This is a messenger RNA of Xiphophorus maculatus (southern platyfish), 1282 nucleotides long. It is a transcript of the gene rnaset2l, whose product is annotated as ribonuclease Oy-like. The transcript is spliced from 9 exons. Gene Ontology annotation, biological process: RNA catabolic process. Gene Ontology annotation, cellular component: extracellular region. Gene Ontology annotation, molecular function: ribonuclease T2 activity; RNA binding. Lineage: Eukaryota; Metazoa; Chordata; Actinopteri; Cyprinodontiformes; Poeciliidae. Bases 325 to 1233 code for a protein of 302 amino acids. The record is from RefSeq and is a predicted model, not a curated record.
AUUCUUAGACGUCAGGCAGCCGAUUUAAAAUCCAUACAAACAUUAAAACCACCGGCGGGACGAGCAGAGAGUCGCUGCUGCUAGUCUGCAGGGAAGGAAAACGCUUCACCCUGAAACGACUCAAUGCUUCACCCGUUCAAAACCCAGCAUGGACCGUCUGACAGCUGGUUCUGGAGGCCCGACCCGGUUCAGCCCCUGGGUUCUGGUUUUGGAGGAAGUGUGAAUCAAAGGUCUGUUUAUAGUUUGUGAAAGUGCAGCUCAGGGGAAUCGUCUCACUUCUUCAUUUCCAGCCGACGGAGACGCAGAUCGCUCCUGCAGACCCAGAUGUCCCGCUCAGUGCUGCCCCUGCUGGUCACUCUGAGUCCGGCUCUUCUCUUCCUGCUGCUCCCUCGCGGCUCCGUGACGCAACAGGAACUGUGGGAGGACUACAAAUAUGGCCGCCACAGCGCCGAGCCACUGCAGCGCGACUGCAGCUGGAGAUGCAUGCUGUUCACCCUGCAGUGGCCGGGGGGGUUCUGCCAGUCUUUGUACAAAGAGAGUCAGUGCACGAUUCCUGAGAACAUCAGCAGCUGGACCAUCCAUGGCCUCUGGCCUCUCCAUGUCCAGUCCUGCUGCACCUGCUGGCCCAUCUUCCACUCUGACCUCCAGGAGGUGGAGGAGGAGCUGUUGGAGUUCUGGCCAUCACUCCUGAAAACCAAACCGUGCUUCCGUUUCUGGAAGGAGGAGUGGCUGAAACACGGCUCUUGCGCUGCGUGUGUUGAAGGAUUCAACUCUCCUCUGAAAUAUUUCCAGAUCUGCCUGAAGCUGCGCCAUCAGUUUGAUCUCUACAAGAUGCUGGCGGAAGCAGGAAUCACUCCGUCCUGUGAUCGACUCUACAAGGUUGCAGAGCUGCAGCAGGUCCUGCUGCCGCAUGUCGGAGACAAACAUGAGAUCCAGUGCGUCAAAGACCAGAAGGCAGGUUCUGUUCCAGGUGAAGGUCCAGUUGACCCGGAACCUGACUGUCGGCUGUGGUCACCAUGGCGACGGCAGGCCGGGCCCCGGACCCGGGCCCUCUCCGGGCCACCCCUGCCCUCCGGAUGCUCUGCUCUACUACUUCCCCAUCAACCACCAGGAGCCGUGGCGGCCCUGCGGCUGACCCGACCCGACCCGACCCGAGAUGUUCUGGAACGUCCUGCUCUGCUUUCCCUCCAGUUCGGACUCGGAACCGCUCAGAUCAAUGUUUGUUUUCGCUAAGCAGCAUCAACAUGAUUAAACUGUUAAAUCUAAUAAAAGGCUCCAACAG